AGAACGAAUUCAAGAGGCUCAAAAAGCUGGAGAAGAGUCUUUCUCUCCAGAUUCACAGACUGCAACAGAGGGAGGGCAUGCCUGCACCAUGGACCAUCAACAGCACUGAUGAUGAUAAUGAUGAGAGAGCGGAGGAGGAAUUGACCGAAUCUAUGGAAGGUCGGGUACAAUCAGCACGCCGGGCUGACACCCACCCCUUUAGCCAAAUCCUGUCUGAUGGUACACAGGAUAAUGACCGCACUUUCAGUGUUGCGAGUCCACGUACCUCCAAAGGCAGAAAGGGUGGUCAGUCAGGCCGUGCACGUGCCUAUUCCGAAAUCCCGAAGGCACCAGAAUACAGUAACCUCCCAAAAUCCAAGCAGGCCAUGAACAAGAAACAUCGUGACCGCAUGGCCAGGAAACGUCAACUGCUUGACUGUAGUAAGGCAAGUCGUGGCCCUGCACAGGAACAGCCGAGAGCAGCCAUCACCAACAGAGUCAACCCAGUGGGCCUUCCUCAGCAGUACCCGACUGACAGCGGUGAAGGGACCCCAACACGCCGGUUUGUCAUGCUCAGACUGUGUCGCUGCUGUGCUAAACGGCUUCUUAGGAGAGGCAGCACAAUACAGAGAGAAGAGGAGAGGCUGAGGGAGCUCAGACUACUGGUGGAGGAGAAGAACGUGGUGGAGCUGCAGAGAAGGCUAGACCAGGCUGCAAGGAAAUAUGAGAGCAGACAGAGAGAGGAAUUGCUGCAAGAGGAAGUGCAGGACAAAUGUGAUGCUCAGCUGAGCUGGGGGCUGACAAAGCAAGGGAUGAAGAACGAAUUCAAGAGGCUCAAAAAGCUGGAGAAGAGUCUUUCUCUCCAGAUUCACAGACUGCAACAGAGGGAGGGCAUGUCUGCACCAUGGACCAUCAGCAGCACUGAUGAUGAUAAUGAUGAGAGAGCGGAGGAGGAAUUGGUAAGGCUGAUCAAAGAACAGCAGCAAAAAUCUAACACGAAAACAAAUGAGUGCAUAGAAACAAGCAUCAGGUAGAAAUUCAAAAAAGCUAGAAUGACCAUAGUGUCAAGUUGAUACUCAGGACAGCACAUGAGUUGAUUCAUUUAGAUGUUGAUCAUUAUGUAAAGGACAUUUUGUUUCAGUGGUGAGACUCUACAAAGGUAUUAAUACAUGUAGAAAUAUAUGACAGUGUCAACUUGCUUAUAAGAUUUAGAUUUGUAAGGAAAACCUGUGGAGUUCUCUCUGCCAGGGGGUCCUGGUCACAUUCAUUACAUUUCUGAGAAAACAAAUGUCUGAAUACUUAACCAUAGUUUUUGCAUCAUUUGUUUUCCUUGUCCACAACGUAUGACUGAACUGAUGAACUGAUGAAUGUGUUUUACAGACCCAAUCUAUGGAAGGUCGGGUACAAUCAGCACGCCGGGCUGACACCCACCCCUUUAGCCAAAUCCUGUCUGAUGGUACACAGGAUAAUGACCGCACUUUCAGGUAUGUCCUUCUUGUGACAGACACAUCAUCCUUACGUGCAUGUUUUGAACCCAUUUAAUGACCUUCCUUAUAUUAUUUUUCAUGGCAUGAUCUUUUCUUUCCGAAUUACAGUGUUGCGAGUCCACGUACCUUCAGGAAAGGCAGAAAGGGUGGUCAGUCAGGCCGUGCACGUGCCUA
This is a messenger RNA of Engraulis encrasicolus (European anchovy), 1640 nucleotides long. RefSeq lists its product as uncharacterized. The record is from RefSeq and is a predicted model, not a curated record. Lineage: Eukaryota; Metazoa; Chordata; Actinopteri; Clupeiformes; Engraulidae. The coding region runs from base 78 to 1013 and encodes 311 amino acids. The transcript has 3 exons.